UCGUAAGUUUUCUGCACCGCGCCAUGGUUCCAUGGCGUUCUACCCGAAGAAGCGUGCCUCCCGUCACCAGGGACGCGUGAAGGCUUUCCCGAAGGAUGAUGCCUCGAAACCGGUGCAUCUCACCGCGUACCUAGCCUACAAGGCUGGUAUGACGCACAUCGUUCGUGAAGCAGACCGUCCUGGUUCAAAAAUUAACAAGAAGGAAGUCGUGGAAGCGGUUACGAUUCUUGAAACGCCUCCACUGGUCGUCGUUGGAGCAGUUGGUUACAUCGAAACUCCUUUCGGACCACGUGCCCUGUGCAAUGUAUGGGCACAGCAUUUGUCGGAGGAGUGCCGUCGUCGAUUCUACAAGAAUUGGCACGCGAGCAAGAAGAAGGCCUUCACCAAGGCUUCCAAGAAGUGGACCGACGAUCUGGGUAAGAAGUCGAUUGAGGAUACCUUCAAGAAGAUGGUGCGCUACUGCAAGUUCAUUCGUGUCAUCGCUCACUCGCAGAUUCGACUGAUCAAGCAAGGUCAGAAGAAGGCCCACAUUAUCGAGAUCCAGCUGAACGGUGGUACCAUUGAGGAUAAGGUUAACUGGGUGAAGGAGCACCUGGAAAAGCCAAUUCCGGUGUCGCAGGUGUUCUCGCAGGACGAGAUGAUCGAUUGCGUGGCCGUUACCAAGGGUAAGGGCUUCAAGGGUGUGACCAGCCGUUGGCACACGAAGAAGUUGCCGCGCAAGACGCACAAGGGUCUGCGCAAGGUGGCUUGUAUCGGUGCGUGGCAUCCGUCCCGUGUCGCCUUCACCGUGGCCCGUGCCGGUCAGAAGGGUUACCAUCAUCGUACGGAGCUAAACAAGAAGAUCUACCGCCUCGGAGCCGGUAUCCACACCAAGGAUGGCAAGGUGAUCAAGAACAGCGCUGCCACCGAGUACGAUCUGACCGACAAGUCGAUUACACCGAUGGGUGGUUUCCCGUUCUAUGGUGAGAUCAAUCAGGACUUCAUCAUGAUCAAGGGCUGCUGUAUCGGUUCCAAGCGUCGUGUCAUCACGCUCCGCAAAUCGCUGUUGGUGCACACCAAGCGUUCCGCGCUCGAGCAGAUUAAGCUCAAGUUCAUCGAUACCUCAUCGAAGAUGGGUCACGGUCGCUUCCAGACUCCGGCCGACAAGCGCGCCUACUACGGUGUGCUCAAGAAGGAUCGUAUUCGCGAGGAGAAGGCUCAAGCUGCGGCCGCUGCUGCUGCAGCCGCAGCCAAGCCCUCGGCAUAA
This is a messenger RNA of Anopheles marshallii, 1246 nucleotides long. It is a transcript of the gene RpL3, whose product is annotated as 60S ribosomal protein L3. Gene Ontology annotation, biological process: translation; ribosomal large subunit assembly. The transcript is spliced from 5 exons. Bases 32 to 1246 code for a protein of 404 amino acids. NCBI's taxonomy places the organism in Eukaryota, Metazoa, Arthropoda, Insecta, Diptera, Culicidae. Gene Ontology annotation, molecular function: RNA binding; structural constituent of ribosome. The record is from RefSeq and is a predicted model, not a curated record. Gene Ontology annotation, cellular component: ribosome; cytosolic large ribosomal subunit.